CAUGAAGGAAGUCUCAUGAUCAGAGAAACUCGAAGUUUCAACUUUGGAUAAAUAACUAUUUAUGAAGUAGUUUCCGCCAUGUUUUUCAAUGCAGACGAUGAGGAUCAAGAUUUUAUGUCGGGUGGAGGAGGAGGGUCCAAACUUGCAAACUUGUUUGGUAUGGAUAAGGCAAGCAACAAGGGAGGUAAUGAGUCUCUGACAUACACAGCGCCCAAACAACCAAAGAAAAAAGAAGCCAGCCCAGAAGGAGGAGCUGCCCCCGCCAUCCUCAGUGCUACAGUAGUUCACGCCUAUAAGUAUGUGGAGAACCAGUAUUCCAGUCAGGGGAAACUAGGCAUGGCUGUCAUCGGUAACCAUGCAACAAAAGAUUAUCGCAUCCUGCUGUAUGUAAGCAAGCAACAACAAGUCACCAAUGCCAAGAUCAGCCCAGCAUUUACAUUCAGAGUUCAGGCCAACAAUUAUGCAAGUUUUUAUGAUGAAGGCCGCCAGAGUUGGUCUCUGAUGUUUGACAAAGAAGAAACCAUCAUCAAAUUUGCAAAGGAUGUGGCGCUGUGCAAAGCUAACAGCACCAGUGGGGCCCUGGACAGCGUUGUGAUCCAGGACCUAACUCUGGGGGACGGCGGACCGCUGGAACCUGAUGACUCAGCAGAAAUCAAAUACACUGGCUGGCUUAUGACAAACAACACAUAUGGACAGGUUUUUGACAGCAAUGCUACUUCAGAAAAACUGUUCAGGUUCAAGCUUGGGAAGGGAAAAGUUAUCAAGGGGUGGGAGACAGGCAUCCUCGGGAUGAAGAAAGGGGGACGGAGAUUGCUGGUUGUACCUCCCAGCUAUGGCUACGGGAGUCAAGGGAUACCAAACAGGAUCCCUGCUAACGCAACACUCAUCUUUGAUGUGCAAGUCAUUCGGGUCAAGCUACAGAAGGGUGACUCCCCCAGCCACUCCCCCGCCCCCACCCCCGUGAUGGAGCACAAGCCUGUGGAGGAGGAUGGGGAGACAGUAAAGGGGAGAAGCAGGUCUAUCUCUGAACAGAUGGCAAAUUCACCCAAGUCUGACAAGGCCAAGCUUAUAUCACGGAUGGCCAAGAUGGGAAAGCCGAUGUUGCCGCUAGCUGGUGCUGUCGCCGCCCAGGCCGAUGAGGAGGAAGAGGAAGAAGCGCCAGAAGCUUCCCAGCCAUUCCAUGAAGAAAGUCCCAAGCCCAUAGCUCAACCUAAACCAGUAUUGCCCUCAAAGCCUGCAGCUCAUCCUGUGCCCCAGGCCGUGCCCUCCAUGGCCACGCCCAUUGUCCAGCCUCAAGUCAUGAUGGGACAGCAGGUCCCGGGACAACCAGCAUUUGUACAGAAUCUACCUGGGGCCCAGCAACUAGCAGUCUUCCAACCCACUAACAUUCUACAGCAACAGCAACAGGCCAUAGCAGUCUUCAACACUAACAUUCUACAGCAAGCAGCAAACAUGUCUGCUUUCCAGCCUCCAGCAUACCAGGCAGGACUUCAGCAGCCGUAUUCAGGGUUGUUGUUUGCAGGUGUUCCCCCAGCCCAGCCAGGCUCCACAAGUUCCUCAGGCGCCAUGGACAGUCUGGCUCCUGUUCUGCUCACAGAGACACGGCAACAGAACACAGAGAUACGACUUUCAGUCAGCAAGAUCUCCGACAAAGUAGACCGGAUCCUGGACAAGGUGAAUGUGAUAGGACCAGGAGGUGGUAUGCCACCAGCUCUACAGUCCAUGCAUGCACCCACCAUGGAGACUGGCGUACUGCUACAGAAUAUCACUAGGAUAGUACAAGAAAAUGAAACUUUAAAGAAAGAUGUAUAUGAAAAAAGUGGCAAAAUUGAAACUCAAAAUGAAAAGAUUGCAGAACUUCUGCAGAAAAAUCAAAAGUUUGUGGAACAAAGCAACACUCUCCUGGAGGAGCGGAACGAGGGCUACAAGUAUUCCGCCAACCAAUCACAGGCGAGGGUGCUGACACUCGAACAAGAGAAGGUGAAUCUGUCCACUGAGUUGAGAUACGCUUUCAACUCAGCUAGAAAGAGGCUGCAGAGAGCCGAGGAUGAGAAGCGUGUCGAGGACAUGUCUACAGCGCUACGAGAGGAGAAGAAGUACAGGAAGACUCUAGAGAGCCAGCUCAACAACAUGCAGGAAGAACAGACCGACCUCAAGUCCGCCUACAACACAAUGGAGAAGAAUCUGAAUGACAGAAAGAGGAAGACAAAUGAGGAGAGGCGAAAACUGGAAGAAGAAAUGGAAGAUAUGAAGAUCAGUUUAGAGGGUGAUAUCCAGUCUUUACGAGACCGGCUACGUAAACAGAAGACAAAUGUAGAUGUAGAGGCUGCUGAUAAGGCAGCCAGGCUGGAGGAGGACAUUGCUGGAGAGUGGCAGAAGAAGUGUGACAAGCUGCUGAAGGCGGCGUCGGACAAACACAACCGAGCCUUGACGGGAGUACAGGAGGAGAAGCGGGAACUGCAGCAGAAGAUACAGGAAAUUGAGAACAAGCUGCAGACGGCAAAGAGUAUGGGUGGUUCAAGUGAGCAGCGAGUGUCCCAACUGGAGGAGCAGGUGGAGGAUCUCUCCAUGUGGAAGGACAAGUAUGACAACCUGCGGAGUCAGGCUGCGGCGAUGAAGGAGAGGUACGAGGACCGCAUCAGUGAGCUGGAGGAGGAGCGGGAUGGGGCAGAGGAGCGGAUACAGGGCCUCAUGGUACAGGUCCAGAAACUCAAGCAGUUUGCAGCGCCCUCUGGUGGAGCCCAGGCACCCGUGUCUGCCGAUGUUGUGGGAGAGGUGAAGAAGAUCAUGAACAGUGUGUAUCGUGGACUGAGGGAGGAGUUUGAUGCGGAGGAGUCGUACACAGGGGAAGAAGUCCUCAAUGCCAUCCUCAACGCCAUCAAGACCACAACUCUACAGCUGGUCCAGCGACAGCAGUCUGAGGGGGGUAAGACAGAGACGGAAGAAGAGGACGAUGAAGAAGAGGAAGAGGAGGAGGAAGAAGAGGAGGAUGUAGAAGAAGAAGAGACACAUAAACCCGUUCCAGUAAAGGUAGCAGAAACUGUGAGACAGACCAGCACUUCUGCAACAGAGCCCACCCCAGAACUACCGCCAGAACCACCACAAGCAGCAGAACCUGUAUCAGAACCGGUGACUGAACCAGUAGCCAAACCAGUGACUGAACCAGUAGCCAAACCAGUGACUGAACCAGUAGCCAUACCAGUGACUGAACCAGUAGCCAUACCAGUGACUGAACCAGUAGCCAAACCAGUGACUGAACCAGUGUCAGAAGCUGUGACGGAACCUGUGAUAAAAUCUGUGACAGAAUCUGUGUUAGAGUCCGUGACAGAGCCUGUGACAGAGCCAGUCACAGAGCCAAUCACAGAGCCAAUCACAGAGCCAGUGGCAGAACCAGUCACAGAAUCAUCACAGACUCCUGAGACUGAGCAGACGGAUGCAGCCCCUCCCCCCGGUGAACCAGCAGACCCAGUGGAAUCAAUAAUGAAGAGGUCUACGGGAAAGGCUUCAAAAGCCCAGCCCAAGAUGUCCAAAUCCACAAACAAGCCAACAGGUGACAAAGGAAAUCCUUAUCAUAAAGAACAUUUGGACAAAGCUGGCGCCAUUGAACCAGUUGUGGCUAGUUCAACUAACCAAGCUUUGAGCGCCCAACCCAAGAUGUCCAAAUCCACAAACAAGCCAACAGGUGACAAAGGAAAUCCUUAUCAUAAAGAACAUUUGGACAAAGCUGGCGCCAUUGAACCAGUUAUGGCUAGUUCAACUAACCAAGCUUUGAGCGCCCAACCCAAGAUGUCCAAAUCAACAAACAAGCCAACAGGUGACAAAGGAAAUCCUUAUCAUAAAGAACAAUUGGACAAAGCUGGCGCCAUAGAACCAGUGAUGGCUUGUUCAACCAACACAGCAUUAUCCUCUGCUGCCCCCUCUCGGAAGUCAGAUGUCAUUGAACCUGUGAUGUCCAGCUCUGUUAGCCAGGCUCUUGGAGACAAAGGGAACCCUUACCACAAGAAAGACCUGGAUAAGUCAGAAGAACCUAAGAUGUCCAAAUCCGCAAGUAGCACAACAAAUCAGGCUCCCCCUAAAGGAAAGGCUGACAUUAUUCAACCUGUGAUGUCCUCUUCUGUAAGCCAGGCUCUUGGAGACAAAGGGAACCCUUACCACAAGAAAGACCUGGAUAAGUCAGAAGAACCUAAGAUGUCCAAAUCAACAAGUAGUUCAACACAUCAGGCUCCCCCUAAAGGAAAGACUGACAUUAUUCAACCUGUGAUGUCCAGCUCUGUUAGCCAGGCUCUUGGAGACAAAGGGAACCCUUACCACAAGAAAGACCUGGAUAAAUCAGAAGAACCUAAGAUGUCCAAAUCAACAAGUAGUUCAACACAUCAGGCUCCCCCUAAAGGAAAGGCUGACAUUAUUCAACCUGUGAUGUCCUCUUCUGUAAGCCAGGCUCUUGGAGACAAAGGGAACCCUUACCACAAGAAAGACCUGGAUAAGUCAGAAGAACCUAAGAUGUCCAAAUCCACCAGUAGUUCAACACAUCAGGCUCCUCCUAAAGGAAAGGCUGACAUUAUUCAACCUGUGAUGGCUUGUUCAACCAACACAGCAUUAUCCUCUGCUGCCCCCUCUCGGACGGGGAUGUCAUUGAACCUGUGA
Haliotis rubra (blacklip abalone) is the source of this 4644-nucleotide messenger RNA. Its product is annotated as FK506-binding protein 15-like. The record is from RefSeq and is a predicted model, not a curated record. Lineage: Eukaryota; Metazoa; Mollusca; Gastropoda; Lepetellida; Haliotidae. Gene Ontology annotation, molecular function: peptidyl-prolyl cis-trans isomerase activity.